Dermatophagoides farinae (American house dust mite) is the source of this 2403-nucleotide messenger RNA. Lineage: Eukaryota; Metazoa; Arthropoda; Arachnida; Sarcoptiformes; Pyroglyphidae. The record is from RefSeq and is a predicted model, not a curated record.
AAGUUUAAUGAAGAAUUUCUUUUUUCUGGAGUGAUUCAUAUUUCUCAAUGUGUGUGUGUGUGUUUGCGUGUAAUUUGAAAUCUUUGUUUUGCCAAAAACACUGUUCCAGAAAUGGAAAAAAAUUUGUCCAUUUAAAAAACAUGGCAACAUUAAUUGUAUGAAUCAUUCAUUUUUUGUGCAUGUGUGUUUUGGAUACAAGCAGCAACAAGAGACUGAUUUUGUCAUUUUUUUUUUUUGCUAUCCAUUCGAUCAUCAUCAUAGAUAUUUAUAACACAACGAGAACAAUUCGACAAAACAUUUAACAAUCGAUUAUUUGUAUGUGUGUGCAAUAUACAUCGAUAUCUUGUGAAUUUUAUUGUUUUUUGAGACAUCAACAAUAAAUAUUUGUUUCCAAUUUAAAAUAAAAAGGAAAACUACCCGGAUUUUUUAAAAUUCUAAUCAUCUUCAUCAUUUUUUCUUUGUUUGAAAAUGGGUCUAUUUCAUAGUCCUAAAUGCCGACUUUUGUCAAUGUUGUGUUUGACGUUUUUCUUUUUUUUGGUUGAAAUAAUUGUUGGUUAUUUAACCAAUUCAACUGCAUUAAUUGCCGACAGUUUUCAUAUGCUUUCCGAUGUUGUUGCUCUAGUCAUUGCCUAUGUAUCUGUGAGGAUGUCACCAAAAAAGUGGUCAAAAAAUACAUUUGGUUGGGCUCGUGCCGAAGUAUUGGGUGCAUUGAUCAAUGCCGUAUUUUUAGUUGCACUAUGUUUUUCCAUAUUGAUUGAAUCAUUAAAACGUAUUGUUGAUCCAGAAAAAUUACACAAUCCAAUUUUGAUAUUGGUGGUUGGCAUUAUUGGAUUAUGUGUUAAUCUAAUUGGCUUAUUAUUGUUUCAUGAACAUGGACACAGUCAUGGUGGUCAUACACAUGUGCCACAACAAGAAGAUAUAGUCACUGUCAAUGCAUCACAGAUACAAAAUGGUGACAUUGGUGGUCAGCAAACCAAAACAAAAACAAAAAAAAUUCAAAAUCAUUCAGCUCGUAAUAUGAAUAUGCGUGGUGUUUUUCUACACGUUUUGGCCGAUGCACUUGGAUCAAUCAUUGUGAUAAUCAGUGCCUUGAUUGUUCAAUACACUGAAUGGGAAUAUAAUAUUUACGUGGAUCCAGCAUUAUCCAUGAUAAUGAUCAUUAUCAUUGGUCAUAGUACAUUUCCACUUUUGAUUGAUUCGGCAUUGAUUUUGUUACAAACUGUACCCACACAUAUUCAAAUUGAUUCAUUACAACGAAAACUAUUGCAAGAAAUUGAUGGAGUAUUGGCCGUUCAUGAAUUUCAUGUUUGGCAAUUGGCUGGCGAUCGUAUUAUUGCAUCGGCACAUAUACGUUGCCGUAAUCUACAUGACUAUAUGCAAAUUGCUGAACGUGUGAAAGAAUUUUUCCACAAUGAAGGAAUUCAUUCAACUACGAUUCAACCGGAAUUUGUUGAACCAGAUGAUACGAUGGAAAGUUCUUUAGAUCAUAAUGGCCCAGGUUCUGAUGAAGGUGUUGGUUGGUCAUCUGGAUUACUAAAUGCUGGCAAUCCAGAUGUACAGCUUAAAUAUCGUUGGAUCAAUGAUGCCAACUGUGCGCUGGAUUGUCCGCCCGGUCAAUUAGGUCGUGGAAGUUGUGUACAAAGUACAUGUUGUGGUCCGCAACAACAAAAACGAUCCACACCUGGAUCUGGAUUGGAUGAAUUAGAAAUUCAAAAAGCUGGUUCAAGUAUUGGAUCACAAUUAUCUCGUCGUAAUAUUCGAAAGUCUGCCAAUAAUCAAACACCAAUAUCUGUGGCAGCAUCCAAACAAAAUAAUAUAUCCCCUUCAUCAUCAUCAUCAUCAUCAUCGUCAUCAACAUCAAACAAUCAACAACCACAGAAGAAUGACAAACCAAUGAAUGAUCCAUUACAAAUGAUCAAUGUUAAUGCCAAAUCUACAACAUUGGCAACAAACGAAUCAAAAUCCGUUCCACCACCAGAAAAUGAUCAUUUAAAUUCUAAAUUAAUUUCAACUGUUUCAUAUUCAAAUCUUAGUCAACAAAGUACUACGACAUCAUCAUCAUCGACAUCCAAUCAUAUUGGUUCAACUGUUGAUUCGAAAGAAAAUUUAAAUGUAGCUACAAAUGGCAUUUAAUUUAUAAUAAUAAUUAAUAUAAAUAUCUUUUCAAUGAACAAAUCAAGACAAUCAAAAAGACAUUUCUAAAUGGAAACAAACAAGUAAACAACAACAACAACAAAAAAGUUCCUUAUUGAAAUGUUUUCUCCAUUUUCUGAUACCGGCAAUACACAAAAAAUGUAUGUAAAUCUCAAUACAUCGAAAUUGACCAUUUCACAUGUUUGUUUGUUCAACUAUAUAGAUUUACAAUCAAUUUUUUUUUACAUCUAAAAAAUUCAUCUAAUUAAU